AUGGCUCCCUCAGCGCUGUCACUUCCCGAGCUUUUAGAGCAAAUUUUCCGACACUUCGACGCUAGAACUCUUCUCGCAGUUGGAAGAGUGUCGACGCUGUUCAACACCAUGGCUCAGGAGGAGUGGCGCUACCGCGUUCACAAGUAUACCGGUCCUUUUGUUACCGACGUCAACCACUUCUACUUUAUACUGGGAGGAGUUGAAGGAGUCGUAUCCGGCUCCACGGCUCUCGCCGUCAUCCUGCGAGGUUCUCCUUUCGGAGAUUUCCUGAGUCCUACGUCGGAUUUGGACAUCUAUGUCCCCAGUCAGGCUGCGAGCGACGAGAUGGUUCGGUACUUUGCUGAAUUUGAAGGGUACCAAGUCGACUCAACAACUGUCGCAUCGGGAGACCACGUCAUGAAACGCAAACCUGAGUCGAUCGUGUCGCUGACUCGCUUACGGAGGGUCAAGGACGAUCUGGUGCGCUCCGUCGACAUUAUCGUUGGCGCAAAGGAUGCCGCGACUACGCCGCUCUUCUCCUUUUGGGGUUCGCUUGUUAUGAACUAUAUCUCGGCCACAUCCGUCGUGUGUUCGUACCCUCGCCUUACCCUCGACGGUCGCUUCUUUGUUCGACCUGGCGUGGCGAGAUCUUCUAUCGCCGAGCCGUUGGAUAAGUACCGGUCGCGAGGAUUCAUCAGCGCUCUCCACAGAGGCCACUCUGCUGGUUGCAAGUCCCUUCAAUCGUACUGCCCUGGAAGGUUCAGACACACAGAGGAUCCUGCUUCCAUGCGGGUGGAUUGGCAAUCUCGUCCGGGAUAUACGCUGCCGUACUGCGUUAAGUCCCCAAGCAGCGUACCGGCGGCUUAUUGGAAAUGGGAAACGUGUUCAUUUGUCAAGUACGAUCUGCCGUACGAGGAGAUAUCUAAGGACGGCUGCGCAGUUGGAAGACUGUAG
Molecule: messenger RNA, 933 nt
Organism: Peniophora sp. CBMAI 1063
Lineage: Eukaryota; Fungi; Basidiomycota; Agaricomycetes; Russulales; Peniophoraceae
Source: the annotation of a GenBank genome assembly